UUGAAAUAAUUAUUAUAGUAGCCCAUGUUUAAAAAUUAGAAGAAGAAUUUGAAACUUUUGACUUUAUUAAUUCAUGGCGUUUAUGCCCAUAGUGCUAGUCAAAUUAUUUAUUUUAUAUAUCGUUGUAAACUUGAACAAUGCAUACUUUAUCAGAGAAACAUAUGAUGAUGUUCUACCCGAUUUACUCGAAAAAUCUGUAUCUAAACGAAAGAUAAAAGAUGAUAUUGUUGAUUAUAGUCUCGAUCCAAUUUCAAAUCAAAAUUAUUUAGUUAAAAAUGACGUGAAAAAAGAUACUAAUUCAAAAAUUGGUGAUAUGAAAAAUCAUAAAGGUAGAACGAAAAAGUCUAUAGGAAAAACGACACAAAAAAGAACGACGAAGCUUCCGGCGAAAAAUACCGAAACGAUUUGGGAAUCGUGGACACCAUGGUCAACUUGUAGUGUAACUUGCGGUAAAGGUCGCAAUAUACGUUGGCGACAUUGUAGAAAGAAUUGUAGAGAUGUUGAAACCGAAAUGGAAGAAAAAGCGUGCCAAAUGCCCGCCUGCCCUCAAAAGUUAUUCGGUUUGAUCAAGUUGGAAUAAUAAGAUUUGAUUAUAUUUCAUGGAAAUAUAUUGAAAAUCAUUUUUAUCAAAUACAGUUUCAAGAUAAA
Messenger RNA from Diorhabda sublineata, 648 nucleotides. Its product is annotated as adhesion G protein-coupled receptor B3-like. The record is from RefSeq and is a predicted model, not a curated record. Lineage: Eukaryota; Metazoa; Arthropoda; Insecta; Coleoptera; Chrysomelidae. Bases 74 to 580 code for a protein of 168 amino acids. The transcript is spliced from 3 exons.